AUGGCUGAGAUGGAUCGCCUGCCCGUGGCAAGGCCGGCCCCCGGCCCCCCAGCCCGCCCGAGCUCCGAGCUGGCCUGGGUGCAGCGGCGCACCCUGGAGGAGCAGGUGGAGCUCUGGUGGUUCGGGGAGCCGCGCGUCUCCCUGCUCUGCUACGGCGCCUCCGUGGGCCUGGUGCUGGGCCUGGGGCUGGGCGGCAUCGGCCUCCUCUCCACGGCCUCCUCCGCGUCGGGCCGCUCGGCCGCCUGGCGUCUGGGCGUGGGCUCCACACUCUGCCUGCUGGCGCUGGCCGUCCUCCUGAAGCAGCUGCUCAGUUCUGCCGUGCAGGACAUGGGCUGCGUGCGCAGCCGGAGGCGCGUGGAGCUGCUCCGCACCGGCGGCCGGAUGGACCCGGCACUGCUGCUGGCCGCUGGGGUUGGGGUGGCCGUGUGUGGAGGCACCCUGCUGGGGCUGGGGGAGCAGGACAUGCUGCUGUCAGGGGUGGUCCUCCUGGCCUGCGGGGGCACUGUGGUGCUGGGCGUAGGGGUGUACUCCACUGUGGCGGCGUGGCAGAUGCGGAGGGACGUGAGGAGGAGGAGGAGGCGCGGCAGGCGGAGACGAGUGCGGGUGUACACCGUCAGCACGGGCCCCAACCCACAGCCAUGGAGGGACUCUGCCUCUAGCCAGGCCAGUUUGAUAUGA
Messenger RNA from Engraulis encrasicolus (European anchovy), 678 nucleotides. RefSeq names its product transmembrane protein 125b (gene tmem125b). Lineage: Eukaryota; Metazoa; Chordata; Actinopteri; Clupeiformes; Engraulidae. The transcript has a single exon. The record is from RefSeq and is a predicted model, not a curated record. Bases 1 to 678 code for a protein of 225 amino acids.